Messenger RNA from Nasonia vitripennis (jewel wasp), 873 nucleotides. RefSeq lists its product as uncharacterized. Lineage: Eukaryota; Metazoa; Arthropoda; Insecta; Hymenoptera; Pteromalidae. The transcript has 2 exons. The record is from RefSeq and is a predicted model, not a curated record. The coding region runs from base 387 to 734 and encodes 115 amino acids.
CUCUGCCUUUUCUUCAGAAAUAUUUGUUCGCUAUAACGUAAGUUUUAUAUCUUAUAAUAUAUAAAUUGAGAAUAAAAGUACUAAUAGACAAAUAUAAAAUUCCCAGGUAUCUUAUAACAACUGUCGGAAUAACGGUUUUCUAAUGUCUUUAAUUGUUUAAUUUUGUUCGCUUUGUCAAAGUUAGAUAAGAUACGCAAUGUAGGUUGCCAGUAAUAAAAACUCCAAUAACCACUACAAGAUGAUAAUUUUCUUUCCUAUUAAAAGUACACGAAACUUGACCACAGCGCGAAACGCCUAUAAAUAUAAGCACAUGCACAAAUCACUCGUCACAGGGAGCAACAUUAGAAGAAUAUUGUUUCAACAAUAAAGUGAUUUCAUUUUUCAUCAUGAGCGUCUCAGUAAACACAAUCUCGCUCUGCGGUUUUCUCUUACAAUUGUUCGCUAUUGGGCUUGCCUACAACCCAUUACCGCUCGAAACCAUGGUACGUCCUAUAUAUUGGACGAAGGAAUUGAUCGAAAGAAUACCGUACGACACGGUAUUUUCCGACGAAAUCGGCCCUGGUAUCAGAGGUACUCCGAAGCUGUGGGACGAGUACGCUCGAAUUAAAGCAUCGAAACCAAAUCCACCUUAUUGGAAACAGCCCGGAUUCUACGAGAGUCAAGGGCCGCCGCCAAGCUGGUUCACCGCAACGGCUCCUCCAGGACUAGCUUGGAAUCCACAAAAUAUAUUUUAGAGAGAACGUUUUUGAAAAGUGCGAUUAUUAGAAAACCGAUCGAGUGAUAUACUAUGUAAACUACUUUUAUAAAUAAUCUGCUUCUCGUUUUCGAGAAUUUUUGUUACAGUUGAAUAUUAUUAUUUGUUUAUUACAGCAA